Messenger RNA from Closterium sp. Yama58-4, 169 nucleotides. The record is from the annotation of a GenBank genome assembly. NCBI's taxonomy places the organism in Eukaryota, Viridiplantae, Streptophyta, Zygnematophyceae, Desmidiales, Closteriaceae.
AUGACGACCAACUGGGUGCGCAAGUCGUUCGCGUUCCGCGCGGCGAGCGCGGGGAGCCUGCUGACGUUCGGCGCGGGCCCGCUGAACGGCACCGCUGACGUGGACGCGGGGAACGGCGUCGCGAUCGACGCCGUGAAGGUCGAAACCGUCGGAUGCUCCUCGCAAGAGG